AUGGCGCUCGCGCGCGGCCGUCUCGCGGGCGCGAGCGAGGGCGCGUCCGUGGCCGGGGCGUCGACGCGGGGGCGACGACGUCGGUCGCGCGCGAUGUCCUCGACGUGGACGCCCGCGGCGUCGGUCGCGCGCGACGCCGAGGCGACGGACGCGCUGACGCUGGCGACGCGAUGCGCGCGGGCGUCGAACUUUGUGUACAGAGGGGACGAUCUCCCGACGUGGUUCGCGGACGAUGGGGCGACGACGCGGGCGAGAGGGGCGACGGGCGCGACGGCGUUCGCCGUGGCGGAUGACGCGGCGCGGAACGAGCGCUUCGUCGUCAUCAGAGGCGCGGCGUGGAAUCAACCGGACACGGAUAGGAAUAAACUGUCGUGGCAGAUUGCAAAGGUGUGGCCGCAGCGACUGCGGAGGGAGACGCCCGUGGUGUGUCACCAGGGUGUUUUAGAGAUGACGGAUGAGUUUUGGGACGACCUCAAACCGUGGUUACGCGGCGACGACGGGUUCACCGGGACGUUUUACUUCACCGGACACUCGCUCGGUGGGUCCAUGGCGAUCGUGUGCGCGGCGAGGGCGAGAUUGGAGCUCGGAUUGGAGGAAUCGCGCGUUGGGCCGAUUCACACGUUUGGUGCGCCGCCUGUCUUGGCGUACGAUCGCCUGGCGAGCGGACGGUCGGCGAGCGACGAGGCGACAAUCGGCAUGAACGAAAUCAUGCGCCUUUUGGGGUUUGAGCAAGGAGCGGCGAUGGUUCGUCAGUACGUGCUGGCAAAUGAUGUCAUUCCUCGCAUGUGGCUCGCCGCCGAUCCCGUUUUUUCGGCGGCGACAAAGACGGAUUUCAUCGGUGGCUUGCUCGAUUGGCGUCGCGAAAUCUUUGGCGAGGGGAUGUUCACGAAGAAUCGCUUCCUGUACGAAUCCAUCGGUGAGUUGUACUGGUUGGAGAGCGCGAACAACGACCAAGGGAAGCCAACUCUGAGUCGGUUCUUCGGCGACGACGUGUUGACGAAACUGCAAAUGGAGUUGGAGGAUAUCACGCAGUCCCCGAUGACGGCGAUGCGAACGCUCGGCGACCACAACUCGCAGGCGUACGUCGAUGCGCUCCAAUUUCUCACGAUUCGUCGCGUGCUGAAUCCUUCAUCUCCCAUCUAA
This is a messenger RNA of Ostreococcus tauri, 1143 nucleotides long. Its product is annotated as Lipase, class 3. The record is from RefSeq and is a predicted model, not a curated record. Gene Ontology annotation, biological process: lipid metabolic process. Lineage: Eukaryota; Viridiplantae; Chlorophyta; Mamiellophyceae; Mamiellales; Bathycoccaceae. The coding region runs from base 1 to 1143 and encodes 380 amino acids. The transcript has a single exon. Gene Ontology annotation, molecular function: glycerophospholipid phospholipase A1 activity.